Paramacrobiotus metropolitanus is the source of this 1117-nucleotide messenger RNA. RefSeq lists its product as uncharacterized. The record is from RefSeq and is a predicted model, not a curated record. The transcript is spliced from 8 exons. Lineage: Eukaryota; Metazoa; Tardigrada; Eutardigrada; Parachela; Macrobiotidae. Bases 50 to 529 code for a protein of 159 amino acids.
CCGAAACUCAUCUAAUUAAAUUACGUAUCUGGUUUCUUUAGUUACUAAAAUGGGUGGUCAACUUAUUAGCACGAUGGCGCUGCUCUGCGUGGCCCUGUCACGCGCGACAACAGCCGAUAAUUAUCGGGUGGAAUUUCAAGUGCACAGCUUUUCCAAUCCGGCCAAGGUUUUAGUGGACGGUAAGACGACAUGCGCGCCUAAAGGAUUCUGCAGUUCGAAUGAACCAUGCGACCCUAAACUGUAUCGAGGAGUGGACAGCAGGCAAUGUCCCACCACUUCCGACCCAUGCUUCCAUCCGGCGGACAAUGAGAAGUACUUCGCCUGGCGGGUUUUCUAUUCGGCCUUCUGCGCCGGCGCGGGCCCAAUAUCGGUUAAUCACAAUUUCUCCGGUGACUUCUGCAAUACUGAUUUUAAAAAAACCAAACUGCAAGUGCUUGCCAAGCACCAUGAUGACGAAAUUCAGAAUUUCGACUGCUUUACCUCUGACAAGACCGGCGAUGUGGCAGCUGAUCAAAAAUCCGCAAAAUGAUUGUCGUAUAACUGGCGUGCUUACCGGAUUCCCCAAAAGGAAUGCGGACUGGAUGCGAGGAUCGCCAGUGAAGAGACACCUUACGACGUCUACAUACAUGGUUGGGUGGCCGUCAAUCCGGAACAGAACCGCGAUCCCAAUCUGGACUAUUUGGAUGCGAGCCCAAAAGAGAAGGUCAUUCUAGACGCGAUUACGGCAGCUUUCGAAAAGAAAUACGCGAAAAGCGAAAUAGAACUGGCCUACAGCGCCAGUGUCAACGGACGAGAUUGCAGCUCGGAAAAAUUGGACAUGACGACAAAGAGCUGCACUGCUUUUCAGUAUUCGCUUAGCGGCAAGAGUAAAGCCAACCAGAACGUUGAAAGCCUCGACAAGGAAUUUCUCGCUGUCGUAAAAGCAGCCGGGAUCCCCGGAGUGCUCAAUGUAUGCGCUGAUAAACCUUGCCGCGCCUCAGGGCGCGCGCGGUUCUGCUCAACCGAAGAAACCGACAAACAAAGGCUGAAUUAAUCUUUAAGACAGCCAUGUGAUCAUCCAGGUUUGUGAUUCAAGUUCGAUCCGCGACUGUGGCCCAACAUAUGCUCAUCAGUCAUC